CCUCCACAUUGUCCUUGGGAUGUCCCCAGUUGGGGAGACACUGAGAACACGCUGUCAAAAUUUCCCAGGUCUUGUCAACAACACUGGAAUCGAUUGGUUCUUGCCCUGGCCAGCUCAGGCUCUCUGCGCAGUUGUGAAAUUUUUUUAAUGGAUUAAUCCUUUGAUCCCACUAGAAAACAUGGAGGCAGUCGUUGAACACAGUGUCAUGGUCCAUGGUUCAGUAGGGCUCUACAACAAGAAAUUUCUUCAGAAACUUAGAAGGAGCAACUACGCCACCCCAAAGAAUUUCAUUGAUUUCAUUAACAUUAAACUGCUGCAGGAAAAAACCCAGUUCAUUUUGGCUCAGUGCAAACGUCUAGAGGGUGGUUUAGACAAGCUUAAAGAAGCAACAAUUCAGCUUGAUGAACUCAACCUGAGGCUUGCUGAGCAAAAGGUGGUGCUGGCAGAGAAAACAGUGGCGUGUGAAGCCUUGCUCCAAGAGAUUGCAACCAACACUGCAAUUGCUGAGGAAAAGAAAAAACUAGCAGUAGAAAAAGCGGCUGAAAUAGAAGAGCAGAACAAAGCCAUUCCAAUGGAGAAGAAGGAAGCUGAGACAGCCCUGGCAGAGGCCAUGCCAGUUUUGGAGGCAGCAAAACUGUAAUUGCAGAAGCUUGAUAAGUCCGAUGUGACUGAGAUCAGGUCUUUUGCUAAGCCCCCUAAGCAGGUGCAGACUGUCUGRGAGUGCAUURUCAUCAUGAGAGGCUACAAGGAGCUCKACUGGAAGAAUGCCAAAGGGAUGAUGUCAGAGGCCAACUUCUUGCGUUCSCUSAUGGAAAUUGAUUUUGAUAGUAUUACCCAGGCCCAAGUGAAAUCAYUCCGAGGGCUUCUCAAGAACUUAAACACAACCUUUGAAGAAAUGGAAGUUGUGAGCAGAGCUGGCUUGGGGAUGCUGAAAUUUGUUGAUGCUGUUAUGAGUUACUGUGAUGUAGCAAAGGAGGUCAAGCCAAGAAGAGAAAAGGUGGCCAGACUGGAGCAGAAUUUCUUCUUAAGCAAAUGUGACCUGGAGAAGAUCCAAGCUGAGCUGACGGCCAUCCAGAAUGAGCUGAAAGCUCUGGGAGAUAAAUAUGAAGUGGCGAUAAGAGGAAAGCAGCAGCUCCAGGAGGAAGCUGAGAUUAUGGAACGGUGGCUUAUUGCUGCUAACAAGCUCAUCUCAGGCUUGGGAUCUGAAAAUAUCAGAUGGCUGAAUGAUUUGGAGGAAUUAAAGAGACGUCAAGUGAAGCUGCUUGGGGACUGUCUCCUGUGUGCCGCCUUCACCUGGGAAUUUUGUGAUGAAAUUAUUAAGGACGUGUGGCAGACGGAUAUCCAGAUCCCAGAAAUUCCCCUCAGCCAGCCUUUCAAGUUGGAAAACCUGCUGAUGGAUGAUGUUGAGAUUAGCAGUGACCCUGAUUUCCUUAAACAACUUGAAAUGGCCAUAAAAUAUGGGAACCCCUUCUUAUUCCAUGAUGUGGAUGAAUACAUUGACACUGUGAUAGAUAAUGUCUUGGAAAAAAACAUCAAAACUGGCCAGGGCCGAACCUACAUCAUUCUUCGUGACAAGGAGGUUGACUAUGACAGCAAUUUCAAGCUUACUUGA
This is a messenger RNA of Anolis sagrei ordinatus, 1612 nucleotides long. NCBI's taxonomy places the organism in Eukaryota, Metazoa, Chordata, Lepidosauria, Squamata, Anolidae. The record is from RefSeq and is a predicted model, not a curated record.